GCGAAACAGUGCGCGCUGCUGGAGAUCCUGCAGCUCGGAUGCGCUCGCUGCUGCUGCUGCACGGUGCCAACUCUGUGACACUCUGUACCAGGUGCAGAGACUCGGAAUAGCUGGGACACGUACUGAUACAAAUGCUCAAGACGCGCACAGUGUUUGCAGCGUAACCACGAAGUCAAGUGCGUCACACAAGAGUUUUACGGGAACUGUUAAACCGAUCUUUAUGGGGUUUGGCGCUUUAUAAGCGCGCGCUUGGGGCACUGGACCAACUACUAAUACAAAAGCAGCGAUUUAAAAGAUCUACUCUGUCUCUGGACUCGCUAUUAUUUUUGAUUGCAGUAUGGGACAGCAAGGCUCCAAAUCCUCCGUGGAGACGAGAGUGUUUUUCCAUCGCGUUGUCACAGUGGACAUGGAUCAGAGAACAGACGUAUGUUCAGCGUCUCUUGUCCACAUUCAGAAGAAGGUGACCACUCAGUCCAUCUGUCUCCAGUCUUCAACUCGGGCACCGGAGAAGUCGCCAUCCCGCUCUUGGCUCCAAAGCCGCUGUGACAACAGUGGGCUGGUGUACGUGAUGGACAACCCAACCGGAGGCGUGUGGGUGAAGCCGGAGGAGAACUGGACCAGAUCCUGAUAGUAUCAAAUCUCUGAGUGACUUUCAAACGAAUUCAUCGACGAAAUGAAGUCCACGCGCCUCGUGAUCGGAUGCUCUGCGCGCCCUGAAGCUUUGGCGUCUUGAUUCCCAGCUGCUGCAGCAGCAGGAUGGCGGUGAUUUGCGCCUCCAGGAGUCGAGGUGGAUUUCUAUCGUAUCUGCGACGUCGUAGGAGAAUUGGAUCAUCAUUGAAAUUGAUUGAUUUAGUCAAAUGUGACACUGUCAUACUAAGAUGAUGAGAAGAUGAAGUAGCAUUCGUCGUGCAAGAAUAAUGUGGAGUAGAUGAAACACAGGUGUCAGUUAGCACUGAGAGUUGGUCAGAGUUGGACCUUCCACUUUUGGAUGAAGCCGCCAUUCUGCUAUACAUCAGGGUCCAUUGCCUCCUUCCUCCUCCAGUGCCUGACUUUUAUUUAUUUACCUUUGGUUUUAUUUGACUUAAACUCCCUUUGCACACUUAAUUUAACGGAUGUCUUAUGGUGUAUUGGUUGUUUUUGGUCACAUUUUUAAGUAUGACGUGUGGAGGUCAGUGGAGAGUUAAGACAACAUUAGAAUGCCUUUCAGUAACUGAGUUGUUUAUUGGAGUUCUGGAGUCAUCUGGGUUUUACAGAAAUAUGUGGGGAAUAUGAAGAUGAUAACAUCCAUCAGAUGUUGAAUAUCGAUCUCAUAGAUGGAAUGAAUUGACUGUUUUUUAAUGUUGAACUGAAAUGUGAAGAGUCCAAAGUGUGUUCUUCAGAGAGAACAUUUUUAUUGUUAUUCUUUGGUUCUUGAGGACUGCAAUGUUCAUAUUACUUCAGGUUGUGUAUCAUGUUACUGUGAACAUUAAAUUCAUGAGGAAGUAAGUAAUAAGCACUGUAUUUCACGAUUUUACUAAAGGUUUCAGAUUUACAUUCGUUUCACAGCAAAUUGAGGUGAUAAAGACGACCAAAGACCCCAUCUACUCUGAAACAGUGUUGAAUUGAACUCCUUUAUUGUUAUUUAAACACACAUCUUAGGUGCAAGUUUAACAUUCCCAGUGUUAAACGAGUAUAUUUGGUCCUAAAUGAAAUGGAUGUUAAAUUUUAGUGUUACUGUAACACAUACCAUUUCACAAACUAUUAUACCUCAAAUCUAUGUGGUUUCAUUGGGUAUAGCUACUUAAGUGCACUUACAGAUGAUAGAUCACAGUGGGUUUAUCCUAAUUAGAUUGAAUAUUUAUAUGCAAUUUCCUAAAAUGCAUUGUGACAACACUUCCCUUGCAUAAAAAUGGCACAUGCACUGUAUAAAAUACGGAUGGACAUUGUUGAUUUUAUUACAACGGUGUAUUUUACAGUGCACAAUCACGUGGCACCAACGUCAGGGGCAAACUUUGCUCCCUGGCGUGGCUCUUUAUCUGUGAGUUAUUGGCCUCCUGGAGCAAAUGGUUUAUUUAUUAAACACCGGGCAACGCACUGAGCAAACACUGCGUCAAAACGAGGUACUGUAUGAGGAAGAUGUGACUUCCCACCUCGAGCUGACUGUCUCACCUCCCCACGUAGCAAUGGGCCUUCGAGGAUCCAAGCCACCUGAAGCCCACGUUCUUCUUCUGGGCCUGGACAACGCGGGGAAAUCCACUCUCCUCUAUAAACUGAAACAUAAUGCGAGUGUGAGCACCGUCCCCACGAUCGGCUUCAACGUAGAAACGAUUGACACGAAGAAGAAGGGCAAGAACAUCGCCGUGAUACUGUGGGAUGUGGGUGGUCAGGGCAGUAUGCGCGAGCAUUGGAGGAGUUUCCAUCCGGACGCGGCAGCUGUGGUGUUUGUCGUUGACAGCGCGGACCAGGAGCGUCUGGGAGAGGCGCGACGGGAGCUGGAGAAAACGCUGACGAGCGAGCCUCUGUCCGGCCUUCCGCUUAUUCUCAUCGCCAACAAACAGGACGUGCACGGCGCUCUGACUGCAACGGAAAUGAAGGACAAGAUUAACCUGAAGAAGGUUUGUUCGGGACGGGACUGGUUCGUCCAGCCUUGUUCCGCAUCCACGGGGUUUGGAGUGGAAGAUGCCUUCAAACGAGUGGUCCAAAUGGUCAAACUGUCAUCAGAACCUGGCGCGAUGAAGGAAAACAUCAAGGACACAGUGCACUAUUUAAAAGCAAGCAGCAGACACUGAUUUAUUUACAUAUGAUUUGCAGCUCAGUGGAAACACGCAUUUAAACUCUGGUAUACAAACAAUCAAUCAUAAACAUAGCCAUUAGUUCAUUUAAAGCUGCAGUGCAUCAAAGUGCUAAUCAGGGUUGCUUGAUUGACUUAACUAGCUCGGUCUUUUUGUUUUUCUGUUGUCUUGACAUGAAACAAAUCACUUCCUGUGUGCAGCACAGGAAAUUCACCAUGUGCUCAGCUCCACCAGCCUGCUGUGAGUUGUGUGGAGCUGAUCGGCUUAACCAGAAUUGUAUGAACUCAUUUGAUAAUGAUUUGUCUCUGACAGGCAUUUGUUAAUAUAUAAAAGUUAUGCACUACAAUGUUAACUCACUAUUUGUAUUCUAUACACAAAUCAACGACAGAAUUGGGUAAAAAUAUGAGGCUACACAUUUCUUAUGGACACCAGACAACGUGGACGAUGGUGCAUUAGAAGCACCGAUGAGUACCAUGGACACUCACGGUAUGCAUAACCUGCUUUCAAUAAUUAAACAGAAUUUGAUUAUCUCACACAGCCAUUGACAAAUACAUUAAACGCUUCGGUUCACGGGCACUGACACAGCAUUUAUAUCACAGAAACAAUGGAAUCUUUCAGGACCCGAAAAAAGAUCGAUGAGGAGCUACACUUCCAUUUCUCCACUAUAAACAUAUGCUGAAUUUGUAAAUUCAGUUUUAAACUGCAAAUAAACUGCUAGUACUAUU
Messenger RNA from Solea senegalensis (Senegalese sole), 3496 nucleotides. RefSeq names its product ADP-ribosylation factor-like protein 14. The coding region runs from base 2043 to 2768 and encodes 241 amino acids. The record is from RefSeq and is a predicted model, not a curated record. Gene Ontology annotation, biological process: vesicle-mediated transport; intracellular protein transport. Lineage: Eukaryota; Metazoa; Chordata; Actinopteri; Pleuronectiformes; Soleidae. Gene Ontology annotation, molecular function: GTPase activity; GTP binding. Gene Ontology annotation, cellular component: cytoplasm. The transcript has a single exon.